Caenorhabditis angaria is the source of this 5086-nucleotide messenger RNA. Lineage: Eukaryota; Metazoa; Nematoda; Chromadorea; Rhabditida; Rhabditidae. The record is from the annotation of a GenBank genome assembly.
AUGUCAUUCCGUACUCGCAGAUUUUCACUUCAAGUCCCAAUGGGGACAGAACCAAGUGGUAGCGGAAAAAUCAAAGUUGAUGAACAUUAUCCAUCAGGUUGGUUAUAUUUUUUUUCUGGAUACUUAAAAAAUUAUUCAAAUUGUUUUAGAACUCGAUGAGCCACCACCAUUUGAUGUGCGGAAGAUUGAAAAUAUACGAGCUAAUGUGAAAUUUGACACACUUUAUCAAGUCACCAAAUUGCUUGGAGAGUAAGUUAUUGGAUCGGAAUGUGAGAAUUUUAAUUUUAAAAAAUUUCAGCGGAAAAUUCGGAAAAGUUUAUUGUGUUAUUGAAAAAGCGACAGGUCAUGAAUUUGCGGCAAAGUUUAUCAAAAUUCGAAAGGUAAUUUUAUAUUCGGGGCUUUUUAAUGAAACAAAGCGACUAAAGAAUUUUUAAAAAUAAUUUUGAUUUCUAAAAUUAAACGCGUGGGGUUUUGCUAAAAAUAGCUAUUGUCACAAAAUAAUUGGAAAAAUUCCAAAAAUAUUUUGAAAAGCAUUCAAAGAACAGUUCAAUAAUUUCUAGAAUUUUUUACAAUUUGGGCUCAUUCUAGGUCUAAAAAACUAUAUCAUUAGCUAAAAAAAUUGCCACCAAGUUCCAAAAAAAAUUCAAAAUUUCAGGAGGCUGAUAGAGCUGAAGUUGAGAGAGAAGUCUCGAUAUUGACGCAAUUACGACAUCCAAGAAUUGCUCAAAUCUACGAUGCCUUUUAUACCACAACAAAUGAUGUGGUUCUAAUCAUGGAAAUGUGAGUCAUUUUCAACACAAAACAAAAGAAAAAAAGGUUUUUUUAGUGUUCGUGGUGGUGAAUUGUUUGACCGAGUUGCUGAAGAAUCGUAUGAAUUAUCGGAAUUGGCUGUGGUUAUGAUUGUUUGUCAACUUUGUGAAGCGAUUGAUUAUAUUCAUAAGCAAAAUAUAUUGCAUCUUGAUGUCAAGGUGAGUUUUUCGAUUUCCGGUAAUUUGAAAUUCGUGAUUUCUGAUGUGAGAAAAAACAGCUGACAUCAUUUUUCUUGGGAUGUUCUUUUUUCGUUCUCAUAAGAGAGUGGGAGGAAAUGGAUAAAAAAGAGAUGCUCAGAAAACUUUUUGAUGAAAAGUCGGAGAGAGAGAGAUCAGAGAAAAAUGUGACAGAGGUUUUUUUUCGAAAUUUAUUUUGAGAUUGGAAUUUGGAGAAUGGGAAACUGAAAAGUGAAAAAACAUUGGAUCUAGAAAUUAAAAUGAAGUUUUUUUGGACACAAUUCUCAUGAUCUCUGAAUUUUAAUUAUGAGAUAAUCAGGAAAAUUCCACAUUUUUCAGCCUGAAAAUAUCAUGUGCGUUUCGUUAACUGGAAAUCGCAUCAAAUUGAUUGAUUUUGGUUUGGCUCGACAUUAUGAUGGAAAACAGGUACCUAAAAAUAUACUUUCAAAAAAUUUCGAAAACAACCUAUACACAUGUACAUAUAUUAAUUUCCUGUUAUUUCUAGGAGCUCAAAUACAUGGCCGGAACUCCUGAAUUCGCCGCGCCGGAAGUGAUAAAGUUUGAAAAACUCGACUAUCAUACGGAUAUGUGGAGUAUCGGUGUGAUCACUUAUAUUUUGUAUGUUUCUAUUUUUAUUUUUCUGUGCUCCUCCCGCUUACCAAAAAAAAAACACGAGACCUCGUCUCAAUGAAUACAAAAUGUUCAUCCUUUUUUAUUAUUCAUUUGUAGAUUGUCCGGAUAUUCGCCAUUUUUGGGUGAUACACUUGGUGACACUUAUUGCAACGUUGAGAAAGGUGUUUGGGAAUUCACUGAAGAAUUUGAUACUGUUAGUGCGGAAGCAAAGGAUUUUGUUGAAAAACUUCUCAUUUAUGAUCAAAGGUAUGUUGUUGAUUUUCAAAGUAACCAAAGUCUUUAUGAAUUUUUCAGCAAACGUAUGCUCCCACAUGAAUGUCUAAAUCAUCCCUGGAUUGCGAAACAUCGACAAAAAGCAGCUUGUAACGCAGUUUUAGAAAAACCACUCAACGCUCCUCCUCUUGAUAAGGAACAGUAUAUGAAAUAUACCAGAAGACGAAAAUUGAGGGUUAGUCUGGAAAGGCCACCAUGUUUUUUAAGGGAAAUUUGAUUAUUUUUCGAAUGGAACGCAGAUGUGUAUUUCUUUCUCUAGAACAUGGUUCAUGUCUGAUCAUUUUUUAUGAAUCAUAAAAAGGUUUCAAAAAAAUUUCAGUAUUUUGUCUGGAAUUCUUUUUUUUAUAACAAUUUCAUAUUCACCUUAUGAUGACAAUUAAUGUGUCAAAAAUAACUAUUACUCACACAAUGAUUUCAAAAAAAACCAAAAAUCGUUUUUUUCAUUUUUCAGAGUUUGAUAAUCUACGUGAAAUUUGUUAUCGAAAUGAACCGUCUCCGUCAAAAAUUGAGUGUGAAUGCUGUCAAAUUCUUCGACCCACUUAUCAAGAAAACACAAACCGACGAGCAACGAGUCACCGAUGUUUGUAAUUCAACAGCUCCAUCCACGUCUGCAUCUUCGGUUCUAGCCAAGGUAACAAAACUGGAUUUGUUUUCAAGUCUAUCUGUUUUUCUAGGUUAUCGAAAUGAAGAGGAAAGGAAGUGAGGCGAGUCAUUUGAGUCAAAUCAAAGAAGAAAAUGGGUCACCAGAAAAGAAACCCGAGAAGAAAAUGGUAAUUUUUCAAAAAAUUUCCUUUAGAAUAAAUAAUCAGUGUUUUUUUUUUCAGUCUACAACCAGUGUCGAUAAACCAAAGAAAAAGAAGAAAAUUGUUCAUGAAAGUGUUAAACCAGCAACUCCAGAGAUCGCUAUAACAAAUGUCCAAAUUGAAGCAUCAGAAAAAGCAGAAUCUGAAAAUGGAAAAAUUAUUGAAAAGAAAUUGGCAUUGCCAGAAAAACGAAAGGAGAGCACAAAAUCAGAAUCUGAUUUGAUUAAUAAGAAAAAGAAGGAGAAAAUCAGCAAAGCGGUUAAGGAAUCAGAAGUCUUGAAGUCAAUAACGCCAAAGAAAUCCACUGAAUCGGAGAAAUCAAGUGUUCUCAAAAACAUUGAGAUUGGUUCUGAUAAGAAUUCUGUGGAGAAGGAGAAGAAAUCAGUGACAUCGGAAAAUAUUAUUGAAAAACCAAAAGUUGAGCCGAAAUUAGUGAAAGCAAAAACCGAAAGUGGAGAUAGCACCAAGGAAAAUCAACAGGAGGUGAAAAAACCAGCAAGACAGGUUAGUUUUAGUAAUUCAAAAAAUAUCACAUGUUAAAAUUAAAAACAUAGUUUUUUAUUAAUAUAACUUGGUAUCUAACCGUUUUGAUAAAAAUCUCAAAAUCAGCCCUCCAAAUAAACAGAAAAUUUCAGGGAGCUCUUCGCAAGCGAGACAAAUCAAUAGAAAAUGUCCUGAACUCUGCUCCUGUCCCCACAACUCUGUCAAAGCAAGGAUCAACAACAUCAUCUUUAACUCAUACGCUCGUUGAAACUGUCAAACCUAAUGGUGAAAUUGCAAAAUCUGAGAAACUUAUUGUCAAGAAAAAGAGUUUGAAGUUGAAAUCGGAUGAUGUGAAAUCCAUAGAUGAGAAAGCACCAGUGAAAACAGUUGAGCAACAUGAACCUCUUCCGGUUAGUUGUGUGCUCCAUUUUUUCAAGCUCUCAAUCUUAUUGUUUCAGAAAAUCACAACAAGUAUUGUUCAUUUGGAGAAAUCUGAUCGUGACAAAAUCAGAAAACGGUUGAGUGAAAAAGGGAAAGAUACGCCAGAAAGAAAACCAGUGACAAAAAUGACGUUGACUGAAGAUAAAAAAGAAACAACGACUGUUCAAACUACAACCAGUUGCAAGCGAACAACAAAAUCGUCAGAGAAAAAAUUGGAACACAAUUCCGAUGGAAAAAGUGUUGAAUUGACGCAUAAGAAGAAUUCACAACACGAUGAUUGUAAAGUUAGUCAAAUCACUACCAAAAAAGAGGAGACACCUGCGAUGGAAGCACCAAAAACAAUUGUGAAUAAAAAAGUUGUGAAACAAGCAUUGGUGAAAAGCACAUCAGAAAAAGAGAAAACAACAAAAGACGGGGAGAAUACGGAGAAAACUUUGAAGAAAACUGACAAGGAUUCAAAAAUUGUUAGCAUUGAAGAGAAACAAUUGGUGAAUGGAGAUAAAGUGGAUCAUACAAAAGUCACUGGAACAAAAACUGUUACUAAUAAAUUGGAGGUUGAGGAAAUGCCAAGAAAAUCAUCGCUCAAGAAAACAACUGAGGUUUUGAAAAAAGUUGACAUCACGAAAAAUGAUAAAAUCGGAACUAUUAAAUCAAAAGACAAGACAUCGGUGAGUAAAACUUUGUUUUUUCGAUGAUACUUCAACAAAUUCUUUUUUUCACUGUAAAUUUCCAAAAUUUCUAUAUACUGAAAUUUUUUUAAAUCUGAAGCUAGUAUUGAUAUUUUUCAGAAAUUUGAAGAAACCCUCGAAAUCUGGUCUAAUAGGCUAAGUUACAGGUUUAUCCAUAACAUAGAAAAUUUAAGAACUGAUAUAGUUAGAAAAAUUAAUUUUUGAAUUUUCCUUAAAAAAUAUGUCUGCCCAUUUUUCAACCUCAUUAUCAGUUCCGCUUAUUUUUCAGGUCAAAAUAACUCCAGACAGUGGUAGUGAAACAUCAUCCAACAAAAGUGUUCGUAUAAAUUUAUCAAGUGAAAGCUCCCUAAAAUCCAGUGUCAAAUCAAAUUCAUCAAAAAUGAGCACAAGAGACAGCUCAGAGGAGCGCAAAAAAGUUCGAUUUGCUGGGGAAACCGAAUCUGAAGCAUCAUCUUCAGUGGCAGAAUUGAAACCCUCGCCAGGUCCACUUUUUGGGCCAGGUUUGCAGAAAAUGCGAUCAGAAAGUUCGUUGCAUAAUAGAGCGCCAAACUCAAACAAUACAGCAUUUUUGAAUCGUGUUGGAUCAAUUCAUGUUGAUAUUGAUGACUAUCGGACUUCUAAUGAAUUUGAAUAUAGUAAUCUGAAAGAUGUAUUAGCUCGAAGAAUAAGUGAAGGUUAUGCCGAUUUUGAUAAACGUCCAAGAAAACCUGUAACUAUUCCACAAACAUAUUCAGUUGAAGCUCGACGAAAAUUAUUUGAGAGCCGAUUGCAAAAUUGA